AUGGUCAGUUAUAUGAGGAUGUCCCCUGUCAAGUAUGACGUCGAAGCCCAAAUAUCUCAGUUCCUUGAUAUUUGGGACACGACGAUUAUCAUCGACGAGAACCUGUCGCCAGAGCAUGUCAAGCUGCGUGCGGGUAGUGGCUUUCUGAAGAAAUCCAAGCACUUGUUCUUCUCACCCACGUGGCGCAGCCCCAUGCUUCACUGGUCUUCUCAGGACGAUCGCAUAGGCUUGCCAAUGUCUUACCUUGACAAGGACAUCAGGGUUACCGUGGGUGCCAUAACCGUGAACGAGAACUGCUCAUUAUUACGUCGCGACUGCGAACAAGAACUAGCUGGCAACUUGGUUGACCUGCACCGUGAACCUGGCCACUGGAACCCUCACACAAGGACCACGGGCGUCACCGGAGGUGUUAGUGGUGGUUCAAUUGCACCUGCAGUCUUGACUUUUAAUCAUAGCAUCACACAGAUGUGGUGUCCGCCAAUCUUCAAAAAGGGUGUUGCGAGGAGAGUGCCGCUCCGAGCACUCUUGGAUGAGACAGUUGUCUCCUACCUUGAGUCCAAAAUGCCAGAUGUGGAGCUUGAUACCAGCAUCAUCAAACUUAUUCGAACCGCUAAGUCCGACAACGCUGCGACCGAGAUCUAUAACAACGUCGCGCGGGCGGAAGGCAAAUACAAAGCCUUGCAAUUGGCAGUCAAACACCUUGUCAAUGCUCUGCAAUGGACCGGUCUAGACAAAACCGAAAAGAACCUGUUUCUUUGGUGGCCCGAACCAGAUAGGUUCAUUGAUCGGGGCGUCACGCUGGAUGAGUCGUGGUAUACCAGUGGGUCCUGGAUCCCAAUUCUCCAAGACUCUAAGAAUUGUGCCAUCUUUGGCCUUGCUACGUGGCGAUGGCUUGAAGACCAUCGCACUGGGAAAACGUGCCGAAACCCUGAUGGUUCAGGGGACCCGAAGAUACUAUGCAAGAAGUCGGAGCUCAUUCUCUAUACCGGCAUUGGACCACACAACAAGGGGGAGCCUCUAACGGUCGGUCAAUAUCUCAUUAUGGAAAGCAGAAAGCCAGAGAGGCAUGUAUUCGUGGUUCGUGACCCAGCAAUUUCUAAAAGUGAUGCAUAUCUUCUCGAGUAUCGCGGUUUAUGGUCUAGGUCUGCGGUGUCGUCUAAAAAAGACACUCUCAGCAUGGAAGAGAGUGCCGAGCUGAUUGAGCUUGGCAAAGCCGUCGUCAUGCGUCACAAGCAAAAAGAGGCCUCGAGGCUGACUCGCAUCAUUGAUCCGGCUGAUCGAGGAAAGCUGCUCCUUCGCAUUUUUGGGUUUCAUGCUCUAUGUACCUACCUAGGUAUAGUCUGCGAACAAGAGGGUCACACUCUGCAUUCUUGUUUGAAAGGCGAGAUCUGUGCCACCGAGAAAAGUGCCACAAGCAUGUUGCCAGUCAAUCAAUGCGAAACAGCGGACUUUGUGCCAACCAUAACAUCGGUGAAUGGGAACUCAUCACUGUCAAGUAUACAAUUCGCAAAAGGCUGGGUCAACCAGCCAAACGGUCGCGGAACAUGGGAUAUACUACAAGCAUGCGUUGUCACGAUGAUCCUCUGCAGCUGGUCGUCGCUCGUUCUGAACAUAUUUUCAGCAAAAGGUGGUGUACCUUUUAUGAAGGACAAACUACGCUGGAUGCUCUUUACUCUCUUUUGGCCAGAGAUAACACUGGGAGUUGCAUAUGAGCAAUGGGAGUCCGCUUCCCAAUGCGUGGAGGACUUUUCAAAAAGGAAUAAAAAAGGCUAUGAAAAAUGGACUAUGCGGCAUGCUUUCUUCGCAGACAUGGGUGGGUUCCAGCUUAAGACCCCAGACUUUCCUGCCUUUGCAGUGGACGGCCAACAGCUCCUCUAUCUUAUUGAAAACGAUUAUAUACCAUAUCCGAAUGUGGACGCUGAGACCAUUUGGGACAAAAACAAGGCCGACGGAUUCGCUCGGGCAAUCACACUGAUACAAAUCACCUGGUUCAGCAUCCAGUGCAUCGGCCGCAGCAUACAACACUUGGCGUUGACGACGUUGGAACUUCUGACGAUCAAUAUGAUCUUCUGCACUUUAUUUACUUUCUAUUUCUGGAACCACAAACCCUUGGAUGUACAAACUCCUAUCAUCUUGCGAACAGACACCACCAUUGCCGAGAUACUUGUCAAAGCUGGAGAUCGAGCCCGCGAACCAUACAAAUUGACGCCUCUGGAUUUCAUCGCCGCCCAGCCAACUCGUGCAAAUUUUGUCGCUACUUGGUGGUGGGGCCUGGCUCUUUGCUUCGACGGCAAACUUUUUCAGAUGAACGAGAAACAACGCCCCGUUUCAACAUUUUCCAACUCAAGAGCAAUACCACCUCGGGGCUAUUCCUUCUGGUCCUGCCUCUUCAGGAUUCUGAUAUCGGCAGGAUACUUCGCUCUUCAUUUUGCGGGGUGGAACCUCAUCCUUCCUACUACCAUUGAGCGGAAGCUCUGGCGCGCUGCGAUCAUCUUUUUUCUCGCUCUCUAUUCUACUUACCUGGUUGUCUUUGCCGUGGUAACUCUCCUGAGCGGGUGGAUUGCAAGGAAAUAUUUUCACAAGGAGGCAAGCACCUUUAUCGAAGUUGCUUCAAUAUUUCCAAAGUGGUUUCAGCUUGGUGGUCUAAUACCUAUCUACGGUUCCUAUGCUGUUGUGCGGAUGUACUUAGUCAUUGAAGGCUUUAUCAGCCUGCGGAUGCUGCCUGUCGAUGCUUACGACAGUGUUGACUGGUCUAAUUUCAUAGUCCAUUUUUAG
This is a messenger RNA of Fonsecaea multimorphosa CBS 102226, 2775 nucleotides long. RefSeq lists its product as uncharacterized. The transcript has 3 exons. The record is from RefSeq and is a predicted model, not a curated record. NCBI's taxonomy places the organism in Eukaryota, Fungi, Ascomycota, Eurotiomycetes, Chaetothyriales, Herpotrichiellaceae. Bases 1 to 2775 code for a protein of 924 amino acids.